Molecule: messenger RNA, 1707 nt
Organism: Erpetoichthys calabaricus (reedfish)
Lineage: Eukaryota; Metazoa; Chordata; Cladistia; Polypteriformes; Polypteridae
Gene: ttc1
Product: tetratricopeptide repeat domain 1
Exons: 8
Coding region: 154-1023 (289 amino acids)
Molecular function (GO): protein binding
Source: RefSeq, a predicted model, not a curated record
UUCCCAGGUGGCGCCGCUCUCACCCGGAUGUGAUUUGCGGAAGGUGGCGGACGAAGUGAGUGUUGGUUCUUUGCGUUGUGUUGUAUGUUUGAAAGAGAAAGGAAAAGGGGAGAAGAAAAGUAAUACGUGCAGUAAAAGAAAAAGUUUGAGCCGAUGGAGUCGGGGUUAGGCGACUGUGCCAGGAUCAGCGAGCAGCUCCCUGACCAGCUGGACAACGUCCUGAGACUUGGUGGGGAUGAGCAGCACACGGACUGCCUGAAGAAUAACAACCCCCCACCGUCUAGCUGUUCCAAGCAAGACCCCGAGACCGAGUUGUCAGAGGAAAGCUUCUUUGAUUGUCAGGAGUCCUUUGAUAACGCAACGCAGCCGGACAAGGAGCAGGAAUUAGAGCUGAAAGAUGAACAGGAGCCUGAGAUGAAUGACGAAUAUUUUAAAGAACUGGAAAAAAACCUUUCAGAUGAGGAGAAGCAGAGCAGAAGAGAUGAAAGUACAAAGUUGAAAGAAGAAGGAAAUGUAAACUUUUCAGCAGGAGAGUACUGCAAAGCAGAGGACAUCUACACAAGGGCGCUCGCUAUUUGUCCAUUCUGUUAUGAAAAGGAGAAGUCCAUCCUGUUCUCCAACAGAGCUGCUGCCAGAAUGAAAAUGGAUAAGAAAGAAGAUGCUAUUUCUGAUUGUACAAAAGCCAUAGAAUUGAACCCAAAUUAUAUCCGUGCAAUACUCAGAAGGGCAGAGCUAUAUGAACAGACAGAAAAACUGGAUGAAGCGCUUGAAGAUUACAAAGUUAUCCUAGAAAAAGAUCCAUCAAUACCACAAGCAAGGGAAGCCUGCAUGCGACUUCCCAGACAGAUUGAAGAAAGAAACGAGCGACUGAAGCAGGAGAUGAUGAGUAAACUCAAGGACCUGGGGAACAUGUUUCUUCGUCCUUUUGGUCUGUCUACGGAAAAUUUUCAGGUCAACCAAGACCCCUCGACCGGCUCUUACUCUAUUAAUUUUGUUCAAAAUCCCAACAACAAUGACCGGUAACUACUGUCCAGAGAGACCGCCAUGCCUGCUUUUUUUUUAGAAUUCAAAACAUACCAAACCUGCUCAAUUAACUCCACAAUCCGGAGACGACCGGAAAAAAAAUAAAAAAGAGGCCGCGUCUUGUCAGAUGAUUAAUGGAAGUUAUUUUUAGAGGAGCACCAGUUGUUCAGUUGAAGCCGAAGUGGUCCUUCAAUGCCCAACUUGGCCGUUUCCUCCUUUCCUUGUGGUUUCUCUGCACCCGCUGUGAUGUUUAGGGGUUUGCUGGCUCUGUCGUCGUUCAGGUAGGGGUGUUGGGGGGGGGGGAGGUCUCUUCCAGAUUGUUCCAUGCAAUAGAUGGCGCUCAGUUGCAUUUCCAAGCACCUCCAAGAACUCACAGGAGUGUAGGACCUCAGGGGGUUUGUGAAGAGUUCUAGAAAUGGCAGCAACGUGAGGUGAAGGAGUUUGAGUUUAGUCGGUCCGCACACCCCUCUCUCCGAUUGUUCUUGCUUAGAAGGACACGGUCUGCUGUGGCAGGACAACACGGAGUGGAGAUGCUCCACGUGAAGUGGGUGACGUUCCUGGGCAGCAUUGUGUCACCUGGCUUGUGACCGACAGCUUUAUCAUUUUUAAGCAACUCCUCGCGUGUGUGUGUGAGAGUGUGUGUGUUGUAAUAAAACGAUGUUUUAAGCCGCCCGGCUGACUUGA